GAAGCUGGUUUUCGUAUAGGCUAGAAAUCAAAACAGGUGGAAAUUUAAACCGGGCAAGUUUCUGCGUUCUACAAAGCUGAGGUCUACUCCUAUGCACCCGAGAAGGCCAGAGUUUCCCAGUCCCCAUUCCCAGCCCCGUUGGUUUGCUGUAUGGGAAGCACUCCGGACGGUACCGCGACUUUGUGACCUUGGAAACAUUUCACAUCCGAAGAUGCGCUGGAGUGACCAGGAAGGUCCUGUCUUUGGAAGCCUCGUUGCCGCGAGCGUCCGCGAGCGAGAAGUGAACGGCAUCGUUGGACAGUCUGCCCUUCUCUCUGGUUCCUACUGCAAACCCGACCCCGGCUCCGAGCUAACAGUGAAAUGGAAUCUGUACCCCGACCCAACUCCGCUUGUGAAACUGAUCCGAACGCAAUGCUCUCCACAUCCCGACAAACCCGGUUAUAAUUGUUCAGAUCGCUUGAUUAUCACUCCUUCCCACAGAGGACGAGUCCACCUCUAUCCCGACAACGGAUCCUUGUUACUGUGUGAUUUACGGUCCAGUGACAGUGGAGUGUAUGCGAUAUCCGUUUACUGCGGUGGGAACAGCAGCGUCGAAUACAACGUGUCGUUGAUGGUCCACAAUGGGACAGAAAAGGCGAACUCUACUUCCCCAACUACUCCACAGCCUCCGCCAUCACCACGGGGUUUUAUCCCAGCUCUGCCCAUUUGCCUCGGCGUGAUCGUUGUCGUCGCCAUCUGUUUGUCCCUGAAGAUGGCCAGGACACACUGGGGUUGUGGUCGUAAGUCGGACACAACAGAAAAGAUUGCCCAGUCUAAUGGAGUUUCACGAGAGGAGCUGGAUGAGAACAGGGAUCAGAAUUCGCACGUUGACAUCACGUACACCCUUCUGCAGCUUCCUUUGCCUGACUGCCCCACAACAACACAGGGACAUGAGAAUUGCAUCAUUUACUCUGCUCCACGAAAGAACAAGGAUCAGAAUUUGCACGUUGACCUCAUGUACUCCCUUCUGCAGCUUCCUUUGCCUGACAGCCCAACAACACAGGGACCUGAGACAUGCAUUAUUUACUCUGCUCCGCGAAAAGUAUGGUGAGAGUGAAAUGCCUGAGAUAGCUGUGGUUAACAGAACUAUAUCUGCUCCCUACACCCGCAGGAAAAGAUGAACGAUCAGGGAGAUAUAUUGGAAGGGGAGAAAUUUGACAAUCAGGCCUUCUCAAAGGAGGUGGUGAAUAAAGCCAACACCCGGCUGGUCAGGCAGCACCUGUGGAGGGAUAAACUUAAGUACCUGAUCUUGAGAACGGUCACAUAUUUGCAGCACUUUGAUUUUAUAAGCUAUGAAAACCUGAGGAUCUUGUGAAAUGGAUCCUGUGACAGGAACACUGUCCUUGUUGGGGAAUUGUGUAGCAUGUGGAAUGACUUGAAUGAUCAGCAAUCGCUCUAAACCAGAACGACCUGCAAUGCAACAGUGAGCAACCAGGAAAGCUGAAGAGGCCUCUUUGGUAAGCUUCAGGAAACGUAGCUCUGGUGUAAGUCCAUAGAUGCUACCUGACCUGCUGAGUUCCUUCUGCAUUUCGUUUGGUUUGCUGGUUCCUGAUGCAAGAGACAGAUAAAAAAGUGUAAUGUUUUCCUAUGUAUAAGCUUAUUUUGAAGUGUUUAUCAUGUGCAUUAGUUUUGCUGUCAUUCUCAUAAUAAUAGUGUUUUAAAAGUUGUUCAUUUUUUAUUGGAGACUGCUGCACGUGACAAUAAACUAACCUGAAUACUAUUUGCGCUAGCUCUGUAUUAUGAACACAAGAGAUACUGGAAAUGCAAUGUAACACACACAAAAUUCUGGAGGACCUCAGCAGGUCUAGUGGAGUCCAUGGAGAGGAAGAAAUGUUUCAUCAGACCCCUCAUCAGGUCCUGAUGAAGAGCAUCAGACAAAAAAAAUUGACGAUUUAUUUCUGUCCAUUUGCGCUGCCUAGCCCUCUGAGUUGUUCCAGCACUUUGUGUGCAUAUACUUCUAUUAAUAUGUUGUUAGCUCAACUAAAAGCAUGGUGU
Messenger RNA from Mobula hypostoma (lesser devil ray), 2034 nucleotides. RefSeq lists its product as uncharacterized. The transcript has 6 exons. The record is from RefSeq and is a predicted model, not a curated record. Lineage: Eukaryota; Metazoa; Chordata; Chondrichthyes; Myliobatiformes; Myliobatidae. Bases 92 to 1090 code for a protein of 332 amino acids.